AUGAUCCCCACAGCAAAAUGCCUAGCCCAGUCACCCGGCUUCGUCAAAAGGAGCGCGGACGAGUUGGCCCGGUUUACUAAGAUGGCCUGGAACCUCGAUGCACUCUCCGUCCCUUACAAACCCUAUCACCUCCUCGAUUUCACCGACGAGAACACAAUCGCGGGCUGCAAGACCAUGUCCGACCGCGCCGUUGGUGGUUACAGCACUGCAAAUCUGGACUAUAUCCCCGCAGAUCCCGCGACCAAUACCCCCGCACAUGCCCGCUUUCAUGGCUCGAUAUCCACCAAGUUGCCGCAGAAUUGGAAGGUGCAGAGGACCGGUUAUGCGGCUUUCCGCAACCAAGACCGCGGGCUAUGGCUCUUCGGCCGCCUCUACUGGGACGUGGACCCAUACACCUACCUUGCGUUGCGCGUCAAAUCCGAUGGCCGCAGAUACAAAGUAAACAUCCAAACCGAUUCCAUCGUCGAUACUGACAUCCAUCAACAUCGCCUCUUUACCCACCACCACCGCAUUCCACAGUCGUCUUCCUCCGCAGAUGCAACUUCAUACUCUUCCGAGCAAGGCGAAGAUGUCCCCACCGCUCUGGCAGAUUUCGCUCCCCAACAACCCUCCUCUUCCGGCGCGUACACUCACACCACACCGCAAGCUACCAAUCCGGAUUCAACCGGCUGGGAAACUAUAUUAAUCCGGUGGAACGACUUUGUACGUACGAACCUUGGCUUUGCCGUGGAGCCGCAGACGAGUAUGGUACGGCAGCGCAUCAAGUCCAUUGGUCUUGGCUUGACGGAUCGUGUUCAGGGGCCGUAUGAUUUACGCAUUCACCGCAUUUGGGCGACGAAUGGGCUGUCGGAAGAGGAGAUGGAGGAGGAGAAGAGAAUAUGUGGGCCGAAUGCGUUGCAGAUGACGGGGAAGGAGUGGGGCCCUGGGAGAAUUGGGAAACCUUCAAUGGCUGAGCAGGAGGGAGAAGCGUUGGGGAAGUUGAAGAAGCUGAAGGAGGAGAGCGAUGAGGUGGUGGUGGAGCAGAAGAAGAGGGAGGAUUAG
Molecule: messenger RNA, 1041 nt
Organism: Histoplasma mississippiense
Lineage: Eukaryota; Fungi; Ascomycota; Eurotiomycetes; Onygenales; Ajellomycetaceae
Exons: 3
Coding region: 1-1041 (346 amino acids)
Biological process (GO): mitochondrial electron transport, NADH to ubiquinone; mitochondrial respiratory chain complex I assembly
Cellular component (GO): mitochondrion
Source: RefSeq, a predicted model, not a curated record